AUGGAUUUAACCCGAGGCGUCUUGUUCCGGCUCUUGCUCCUGGCUUCCUGCCUCGGACCCGGCGCUGUGCCGCUCAGAGCAGCUCUCAGAAAACCAGGCAAGGUGGGGCCGCCUCUUGAUAUCAUGCUGGAGGCACUGAACUGUACAGCUCUCAGCAUCCAGUGGAAGAUGCCAAGGCAUCCUGGGAGCCCCAUCAUGGGGUAUACUGUCUUUUACUCUGAGGUCGGCGUUGAUAAAUCCCUGCAGGAGCGGUCCCACGGUGUGCCACUUGGCCUGGAUACCCUGACCACGGGGCGAUUGGAUCAUCAGAUGAUUUUUGAGGAAGUGAUCGGAGAUUUGAAACCAGGCACUGAAUACCGAGUAAGCGUGGCAGCUUACAGCCAGACUGGCAAAGGGAGGCUUAGCUCUCCUCGGCACGUUACCACUUUGCUCCAAGAUUCCUGCCUGCUUCCAGUAGCACCUCAGCAGCUGCACGUCACUGUGGUUUCUGAUUCCGAGGUGGCCCUAUCUUGGAAACCUGGAGAGAGUGAAGGAAGCUCCCCUAUUCAGUACUAUUCUGUGGAAUUCAUCAGGCCAGAUUUUGACAAGAGUUGGACCUUAAUCCAAGAGCAGCUCCAGAUGGAUUCCAUGGUCAUCAAGGGCCUCGAUCCGGACACCAGCUAUCAGUUUGCCGUGAGGGCCGUGAACCCCCACGGUCUCAGCCCCCGUAGCCAGCCGAGUGAUACCAUCCGAACCGCCCGCCCUGAGGAAUCAGGAAGUGGGCUCUAUUAUAUAACCGACACAGAAGUCAGCGAGGAUGACGCAUAUGAAGACGACUUAGAUUUGGAUAUUUCCUUUGAGGAGGUUAAGCCGCUUCCUGCUAUCAAAGAAGGCAAUAAGAAAUUUUGGGUGGAAUCCAAGAUGGCGCCCAGAUCGAACCCAAUGACCUUUUCUAGGCUUGUCCCCGCUACACCAGCAUCUCUCCCCGUGACUGAUGGGACACCUCAGCCCACUCCAGUGGAGAGGAAAGGGAAGAAUGGUGCAGCUAUGAUGCCAAGGCUUUUUGACGUGUCUUGUGAUGAAACUCUCUGCUCUGCUGACAGCUUUUGUGCCAAUGACUACACGUGGGGGGGCUCUCGAUGCCACUGCAACCUGGGCAAAGGUGGUGAGAGCUGCUCAGAAGAUAUUGUUAUACAGUAUCCUCAGUUCUUUGGCCACUCCUAUGUAACCUUUGAAACUCUGAAGAACUCUUAUCAGGCAUUUCAAAUUACUCUUGAAUUUAGGGCAGAGGCGGAGGAUGGCUUACUGCUCUACUGCGGGGAGAAUGAACACGGGAGGGGAGAUUUCAUGUCCCUGGCUGUCAUCCAGCGCUCGCUCCAGUUCAGGUUUAACUGUGGAACUGGGCUCGCCAUCAUCGUAAGUGAAACCAAAAUCAAACUAGGGGGCUGGCACACGGUUACGCUCUACAGAGACGGGCUGAACGGGCUGCUGCAGCUGAACAACGGCACCCCGGUGACAGGCCAGUCCCAGGGCCAGUACAGUAAAAUUACCUUCCGGACACCUUUCUAUCUUGGUGGGGCUCCCCGUGCUUACUGGUUGGUGAGAGCAACAGGGACAAACAGAGGCUUUCAAGGCUGUGUACAGUCACUCACUGUGAAUGGGAAGAGAAUGGACUUGAGGCCCUGGCCGCUGGGGAAGGCACUCAGCGGGGCUGAUGUGGGGGAAUGCAGCAGUGGAAUCUGUGACGAAGCCUCCUGCAUCAAUGGUGGCACCUGCACAGCCAGCAAAGCUGACUCCUACGUUUGCCUCUGUCCCCUGGGAUUUAGAGGUCGACACUGUGAAGAUGCUUUCACCUUGACCAUUCCUCAGUUCAGAGAGUCUCUGAGGUCCUACGCUGCAACACCCUGGCCACUGGAGCCCAGGCAUUACCUCUCCUUCAUGGAGUUUGAGAUCACGUUUAGGCCUGACUCAGAUGACGGCGUCCUCCUGUACAGCUAUGACACGGGCAGCAAAGACUUCCUGUCUAUCAACAUGGCAGGGGGCCACGUGGAGUUCCGCUUUGACUGCGGCUCUGGGACUGGUGUUCUCAGGAGUGAAGAGCCCCUCACCCUGGGUCACUGGCACGAGCUGCACGUGUCUCGCACAGCGAAGAAUGGUAUCUUACAGGUGGAUCAGCAGAAAGUGGUGGAGGGAAUGGCGGAGGGAGGCUUCACCCAGAUUAAGUGCAACUCGGACAUUUUCAUUGGUGGGGUCCCCAAUUAUGAUGACGUGAAGAAGAGCUCAGGCAUCCUCAAGCCAUUCAGUGGAAGCAUCCAGAAGAUAUGCAGGUUGACCCACCAACCCAGAUUUCCAGGACCACUAAACACUGAGGGAAAAGAAUUUGAAGAAAAGCACAUCCGUUUCCUGGAUGUUAGCAGUAUCCUGUUUCCCUUUAGCAACCACUGGAGGAACGGGGGCCACUGAUCCCUUUCAGACCUGCAGCAGAGUAAGGAGAGGCUGAGAUGAUGGAGGGACAGUGAGAGAGGGUCCUCUCAAACGAUUUGCACGUCUGGACUCUGGGAAGGGCCCCUGGGGCUCUGUACUCUGUAUCCCAGUGUAGGGCCCAGAAAAGGGGCCCAGUCAAUAUUUCCUCUCUCUGGUGUGCUUCCCUUUGUUGCUGAACUGUGAUAUCAGUGACACUUCAGUUCGGACCGCUGUCCCUCCAGGAAUGGGGGCGGGGACACGGUCCCCAUCGGCCACGUGUAAUCACGGGUUUGAAAUUAGGCAGCGGGCUGAGUUGCUAAGAGGCUUCACCUUCCUUCCUGCUCUGUCAGGUUUUGCCCCUUCUUCAUACAGCACACACAAGCCUUUCCUCCUUACUUCCUGGAAAGGCCCUCCUCCCCUCCCAGUGACCCAGUCAUUGGCUCUGCCUUAUCCUGCAGUGGGCCGAGCCGUUCUUGGCUUGUUCAAGUCCUGCAUUCUCAGCAAGAAAAGGAGGAGACUGCGGAAAGAUUCUGGCUCUUAUCUGGCAGCUUCUGAGAUUCAGGGCUAGGGAAAAGUUUUCUCCCAGCCCUCCUGACACUCUCUAACAACUAGGCAAACCUGUGGAAACAUGGAUUAGUGGCUGGAAGUGCCAUUACUAAUCUCUUAGGACCCCCUGCAUGGUGGACCUUCCCCCGGGACGUGUUCUCUCUGUCUCCGAGUUCAGCAAAGCCUGUGAGACUUUGAAAUAGCAACAGCUCAGGGCCAAUGCACACUCCGUUUAUUUGUGGCUGGGGAGACCAGUAACCUCGCCCUCUAAUUCAUCAGUUUCACUAAAGCCCCACUGCAGGGAAAAAGGGUGAGCAAAGAGCUCUCUGGUCCAGUGAAUAUGCAGAGCAGUGCUAAGAACAUGAUCAGAGUUUCACUCCAGGGAAGAGGAUGUGGAGAGGAAGGGGAUUCCAGAGCGUCAGGGGAGGGAGGAAGCAGGAGGGAGGGGGGCGAUUGCAGAGGCCGAGUUGGUGGAGCUGGAAGAAGCCGCAGAGAACUCUGGCCAGGAAGACACAGCAGUACGAUUCCACCACCUCCAGGACGCAGUCACCCGCCCUUGGAUUCCUGCCUGUGUAGCAUUUUGUGUUGUAUUCUUCCUUAAUCCGCUUUACUAGCAGCAUCUCUCAACCUUGGCUUCACCUUAGAAGCACCUGGGAAGCUUUUUAAAGUUAACGAUGACUCCAUUUCAC
Molecule: messenger RNA, 3677 nt
Organism: Kogia breviceps (pygmy sperm whale)
Lineage: Eukaryota; Metazoa; Chordata; Mammalia; Artiodactyla; Physeteridae
Source: RefSeq, a predicted model, not a curated record